Molecule: messenger RNA, 1275 nt
Organism: Prunus mume (Japanese apricot)
Lineage: Eukaryota; Viridiplantae; Streptophyta; Magnoliopsida; Rosales; Rosaceae
Product: Transducin/WD40 repeat-like superfamily protein
Biological process (GO): mRNA splicing, via spliceosome
Cellular component (GO): catalytic step 2 spliceosome
Molecular function (GO): protein binding
Source: RefSeq, a predicted model, not a curated record
CAAUGUUUGGAUUUUUUUUCCAGAAUUUGGUCGGCCCAAGCCAUUCUUUGUUUUGGGUCCAGCCCAAACUCUCCCUCCCUGCCGGCAAUAAUCACCAGAAAAUUCCCAAAUAGAAGUUUUUGGCGCCCUAAAGAUUGAAGAAGAGCAGCGAAGAGAUGAGCGUGGCGGAUCUGCCAAAGACAGAGGCGAACGUGCUGAGAGGCCACGAGGGGGCAGUAUUAGCAGCGAGGUUCAAUAGUGACGGCAAUUACUGCCUCAGCGCCGGGAAAGACCGAACCAUCAGACUCUGGAACCCACAUCGCGGCAUCCACAUCAAGACCUACAAGUCCCAUGGCCGCGAAGUACGUGACGUUCAUGUCACCUCGGACAACUCGAAAUUGUGUUCUUGCGGUGGUGACAGACAAAUCUUUUAUUGGGAUGUGGCGACGGGGAAAGUCAUUCGAAAGUUUCGAGGUCAUGAAGGGGAGGUGAAUUCUGUGAAGUUCAAUGAGUAUUCAUCUGUUGUGGUCUCGGCAGGUUUUGAUCAGUCCUUGCGUGCUUGGGACUGCAGGUCUCACAGCAAUGAACCCAUUCAGAUAAUCGACACGUUUACAGACAGUAUAAUGUCUGUUUGUUUAACAAAGACCGAAAUUAUUGGUGGAAGUGUUGAUGGAACUGUGAGAACUUUCGAUAUGCGUAUAGGGAGAGAAGUAUCCGAUGACUUGGGACAACCUGUAAACUGCAUCUCAAUGUCAAAUGAUGGUAACUGCAUACUAGCCAGUUGCUUAGAUUCGACUUUACGUCUCAUUGACAGGUCUUCUGGUGAAUUACUUCAACAAUACAAAGGUCAUACUUGUAAGUCUUACAAAUUGGACUGCUGUAUUACCAACACCGAUGCCCAUGUAACCGGUGGGUCUGAGGAUGGCUUCAUUUUCUUCUGGGAUCUGGUAGAUGCAUCUGUGGCAACAAAGUUCAGAGCUCAUUCGUCAGUGGUAACAAGUGUGAGUUAUCACCCAAAGGACAACUGCAUGAUAAGUUCCUCUGUUGAUGGCACCAUUAAGGUGUGGAAAUCUUGAGAACUUUUCACAAGCAAUGAAGUAAAUCAACCUAUGCUGUGCUGCAAUUUGUACCUUCGCUGCUGAAAUGCUGCCUUGUAAUUAUAGAAUUGUUAGCUUUGCUUGUUCCAAUGCUCUUCACUUUCAGAGUUUUGUAUCUGAUUUUGCACAACAUUUUACUGUAUUGAAUUUGGGCACACUGUAAUUGAUGUAUGAAAAGUUAACAAUGUUUUGUAUUGAA